Messenger RNA from Mirounga angustirostris (Northern elephant seal), 228 nucleotides. RefSeq names its product keratin-associated protein 21-1-like. The transcript has a single exon. The record is from RefSeq and is a predicted model, not a curated record. The coding region runs from base 1 to 228 and encodes 75 amino acids. NCBI's taxonomy places the organism in Eukaryota, Metazoa, Chordata, Mammalia, Carnivora, Phocidae.
AUGUGUUGCAACUACAGGAACUCCUGUGGCUAUGGCUACGGAUGCGGCUAUGGCUGUGGAUGUGGCCCCUAUUCUGGCUGCGGUUAUGGCUCAAUCUCUGGCUGUGGCUAUGGCUCAGGAUGGGGCUGUGGAAGAGGCUCCUGCUGUGGGUGUGGAUAUGGCUCUGGCUCUGGCUACUGUGGCUACCAGCCAUUUUGCUACGGAAGAUGUUACUCUUCUUGCUGCUAG